Messenger RNA from Sardina pilchardus (European sardine), 2564 nucleotides. It is a transcript of the gene def8, whose product is annotated as differentially expressed in FDCP 8 homolog. The record is from RefSeq and is a predicted model, not a curated record. Lineage: Eukaryota; Metazoa; Chordata; Actinopteri; Clupeiformes; Clupeidae. The transcript has 11 exons. Bases 157 to 1473 code for a protein of 438 amino acids.
AGUAGCAUAACGUCUGUAUGACUGCUAUGGACUGCGCGUCUGCUCUUUCAUAGAUGUCCUUAUUUUUUUUACAAACAAAUUGUAUUUUACGAGGAGUGACUGUGAGUGAAUGUUUGACCAUGAAUUUUCAAUGCUCCCCCAGAUGUAGACAGUGAGAUGGAAUAUGAUGAGAGACUUGCCCGUUUCCGCCAAGGUCUCGUCAACCCCUUCGACAGAGGAGAGGAUGAGGCCUCAACAGAGUGCAAUGGCCCCUCAAAGACUGAGGUGAGGCCCGAGCUGUUCUCCUCGGAGACAAGAACCCACAGCUCGGACCGGGCCAUGGAUCUGGGGCUGGCUGAGGAUCACUUCUCCUGCCCAGUGGGUUCCGUUGUGGCAUCGGACAUUGAACAGCUGAAGCAAGCCAUUGAGGAGUGCAAGAAGCUGAUCUUGGAACUGCCGGAGCAUUCCGAGAAGCAGAAAGACACUGUGGUGAAGCUCAUUCACCUCCGCCUGAAACUACAGGAGCUCAAGGAUCCAGAGGAGGAGGAGCCCAAUCUCCGCAUGCUCCUGGAGCAUCGUUUCUCCAAGGAGAAGAGCAAGAGCGUGAAGCAGACCUGUGACAAGUGCAGCGCUAUCAUCUGGGGCCUCAUUCAGACCUGGUAUACCUGCACGGGGUGUUACUACCGGUGCCACAGCAAGUGCAUGAACCUGAUCACCAAGCCUUGCGUGAGGUCAAAGGUCAGCCACCAGUCGGAGUAUGAGCUGAACAUCUGCCCGGAGAUCGGCCUUGACAAGCAGGACUACAGAUGUGCGGAGUGCCGAACACCCGUCUCCCUGCGGGGGGUCCCGUCUGAGGCACGCCAGUGCGACUACACCGGUCAGUACUACUGCAGCAACUGCCACUGGAACGACACAGCCAUCAUCCCCGCACGCGUCAUCCACAACUGGGAAUUUGAUCCGCACAAGGUAUGUCGCUCGUCCAUGCGGUACCUGGCUCUGAUGAUAUCCCGGCCUGUUCUGAAGCUGAAGGAGGUCAACCCGCUGCUCUUCAACUUCGUGGAGGAGCUGGUGGAGAUCAGGAAGUUGCGUCAAGACAUUCUGCUGAUGAAGCCCUAUUUCCUUACCUGUAAGGAGGCAAUGGAAGCCAGGCUACUACUACAGCUCCACGACCGUCAGCACUUUGUGGAGAACGAUGACAUGUACUCGCUGCAGGACCUCAUCGACAUCUCCACCGGUCGCCUCAGCUGUUCGCUUGCUGAGAUCCACACCACCUUCGCCAAGCACAUCAAACUGGACUGCGAGCGAUGCCAAGCCAAAGGGUUUGUGUGCGAACUGUGCAAAGAGGGAGACAUUCUCUUCCCUUUUGACAGCCACACAUCUGUAUGCCAAGACUGCUCUGCUGUCUUCCACAGGGAUUGUUACUAUGACAACUCGACAACAUGUCCGCGAUGUGCUAGAAUGACCGAGCGCAAGCAAGAACCUUUUGAUGACUAAUUCCCUGUAACUGUGUUGACCCAUGCAUCUGCUUGACUUGUACAGUACAUGUUCUUAACUUGCACUACAUUGAAGUACUGUUUUCUGUGUCUGGCCAUACUUAUUUACAUGCAAUGUUAUUGGUAACGGUUAUGUUAUGUUUGUUAUGUUAUGUUAUGUUUGUUAUGAUUGUUUGUUUUCUUACUGAGUCUAGAAAUGAGUUUAUUGUGUAAUUUAGGGGUAUGUUAUUGUCCAUAUCUCUUUGAAUUCAUUAUUUACUUGGCCAGUACAACAAGUCUGACACAACUAGAGCAACAGAAGCACAGACAAACAUAUACACUAGAUUCAAACGGUUUUAGUCAUGGCAUUUAAUCCUAACAAUUAAAAUGUUUUUAAAUUGAAAAUGAUGCUUUACUACCUGUGAGAACUGCCACUGACUGCCAUGCCUCAUGGAAACAGGUCAUAUAAGUGUGAGGGUCUACUAUUCUUAGAGUUAUGUGGUAGUCUUGUACCCUGUCAAUAACCCUUUGUUGUGGUGAUGACAAGAACGUCAUGCCUGUACGAGGAGCCUUAACAAACAGUAUACAGACCUAUGUGAUAACUGUGUCACAAAAUGGAAGUGAAAACAAAGCACUAAAAUAUAUCUAUUACUGUUGGCCUUUUUUACUGUAUGAUCAAUUUACAUGUAUUUGAGGGAGAUGGUGGCUCGUCUGUUAAAAAAGAUUUAAAGACAUGUCCUUUACCUAAGUGUGUAUUUGUUCCCAGGUAUUAGACAUUAUGAGUAUUGUGUUUUGAUAGACCUGAAUAUUUGUAAGGUUUUAUAACUUCUGGACUAAAUGAUAUUCAUAAGAAUUAUAAAACCUUAUCAGAAUAUCGUUGCCUAAUGUUCCUUUGUUGGCUGUCUGUAAACAAGAUGUACUCUUAUUUGUUUUAAAAUAAUGAAUAUAUUUUGCUGUGUUAUAUUUCAGCAUGACAGAAAAUGUGAAGUCAAGGUAUUGUCCUAUUAUGUAAUCUGCAGAAUACUGUCCUGACUUGACAUAUCUCAUUGGUUUGAGAUGUUGAUGUAUUCUAUCAGCACAAAAUCUUGCAUGAAUAAAUAUAACUGCAAUUAA